Molecule: messenger RNA, 1117 nt
Organism: Cucumis melo (muskmelon)
Lineage: Eukaryota; Viridiplantae; Streptophyta; Magnoliopsida; Cucurbitales; Cucurbitaceae
Product: cationic peroxidase 1-like
Exons: 3
Coding region: 54-1013 (319 amino acids)
Biological process (GO): hydrogen peroxide catabolic process; response to oxidative stress
Molecular function (GO): heme binding; peroxidase activity
Source: RefSeq, a predicted model, not a curated record
ACAGAUCAAUCCAAACAUAAUAUCUUGCUUUGACUGAGACAAAAAUAAUAAUAAUGGAACCAAAGUGCAGCAACUUGUGGUGUGUUUUGGUGUUUGCUUCAUUAAUGGCAACUUUGAGCUCUGGCAGUUUAUCUGCAAAGUACUAUGCGAGUACAUGUCCAAAGUUACUUUCUAUUGUCCGAAGUGAAGUCGUGAAAGCAGUAGAUAAAGAGUAUAGAAUGGGAGCAUCGUUGCUUCGCCUUCAUUUUCACGAUUGCUUUGUCAAUGGAUGUGAUGCGUCGGUACUGUUGGAUGACACAUCAAACUUUACAGGAGAAAAAACAGCGAUUCCGAACAAAGAUUCACUAAGAGGUUUUGAAGUGAUCGAUUCAAUAAAAACGCUGGUGGAGGCUGCUUGUCCUUCUGUGGUUUCUUGUGCUGAUAUUUUGUCCCUUGCAGCUCGGGAUUCUGUGGUUGCACUUGGAGGGCCUUCGUGGGUAGUCGGACUUGGGCGGAGGGACUCAACCACAGCCAGCUUCGACAACGCAAACAAUGACCUUCCUUCUCCCUUCCUCGACCUUCCCGAUCUCAUCUCUGCCUUUUCUAACAAAGGCUUCGACACCAAAGAAUUGGUCGCCCUUUCAGGAUCUCACACUAUUGGACAAGCAAGGUGCUCGAUGUUCAGAGUAAGGGCUCAUAACGAAACAACCACCAUUGAUCCAGAUUUUGCAGCCUCUCUAAGAACCAACUGCCCAUUCUCCGGCGACGAUCAAAAUCUUUCCCCUUUGGAUCUCAAGACUCAAUCCUUAUUCGACAACGCCUAUUUCAAAAAUUUGGUCCAAAACAAAGGCCUUCUUCACUCCGAUCAAGCUCUCUUCACCAACUCCUCUGCCGAUUCUCAUGUCAGUUCCUACAUCUCCCACCCUAAAGCUUUCUUCUCCGACUUCGCCGCCGCCAUGGUUAAGAUGUCCAACCUCUCCCCUCUCACCGGCUCCGACGGCCAGAUUCGCUCCGACUGCCGUAAAAUCAAUUAAAUUUUACAAAUAAUUAAAGACUACUUUUUAACUUUGGUUUGUUUAUGUUUCGGUCGGCGUCGGCGUCGACCCUUCCUAAAUCACAUCAUUGCCGCCGACUUAUA